CUGUUAGCGGAAAUCGAAUAGCGCACUUAUUUCACCAUUUUAUGUUGACAGCCGAAAUGGACAGCCAACUUCGCUUGUUUCUUUCUUUGGAAAAGUUUCAAGAUGUCGAACAUCAAAAGGAAGAAGACCAGAAAGCUACGUGGUCAUGUGAGCCAUGGUCAUGGUCGUAUUGGAAAGCACCGUAAGCAUCCUGGUGGUCGCGGUAAUGCUGGUGGUAUGCACCAUCAUCGUAUUAAUUUCGACAAAUACCAUCCUGGUUACUUCGGUAAAGUUGGUAUGAGAAACUUCCACUUGCGUCGCCAGCACAAAUUCUGCCCAACAAUCAAUUUGGACAAAUUGUGGUCUCUGGUUGGUGCUGAUAAAUUUGCUGAAUUGCAAAAAGAGAAAAGCAACAAAGCGCCCGUUAUUGAUUUGGUGCAAUUCGGUUACUACAAGUUGUUGGGCCGUGGACAUUUGCCUAAACAGCCCGUCAUUGUUAAGGCCAAAUAUUUCUCAAAGAAAGCGGAAGACAAAAUUAAACAAGCCGGUGGUGUCUGCUUAUUGAGAGCUUAAUUUUAAGGUCCUGUUUCCAUUUAACAUCAAACAUGAAUGGGUUUUAUAAUAAAGAUAAAAUAGAAAAAAAAUAAGAAA
Molecule: messenger RNA, 630 nt
Organism: Ceratitis capitata (Mediterranean fruit fly)
Lineage: Eukaryota; Metazoa; Arthropoda; Insecta; Diptera; Tephritidae
Gene: RpL27A
Product: 60S ribosomal protein L27a
Exons: 4
Coding region: 103-552 (149 amino acids)
Biological process (GO): translation
Cellular component (GO): cytosolic large ribosomal subunit; ribosome
Molecular function (GO): structural constituent of ribosome
Source: RefSeq, a predicted model, not a curated record